GAUUUUUUUGGGUCCGGUAGAGGCAGAAGCAGACAAUUUCACUUCACUCCACAGCUAGAAAGAAAGUAGAAACUCUUGGAAUAGGCCGCAAAGAAAUAGGAAAAAAUGUAGGCUAGUUAGUUUUGGAAAUAAUGCGCGUGCGCAUUAGUGUUGCAGCUUUCGCACUGCAAUUAGUGUAUGAUUGGGUGUUAGGAACGUAGAAUGCAACUGGAAUGUGGAAUCGGAAUGAAGAUAAUAAUAAUGGUGAGUCUUAAGUGAACCAAGUCAGAUGUAACUGAAAUGGGUAUGCGAAGAAUCUAAAGGAGACGAAACUUGUUAAUAUAGGGGAAGCAAAUUUGCCUUUAAUCGUCUUAAUUUAAAUUUAUUACUCAAUUUUCUCAAAACUAAACCAGGAUACAGAGUUUGAUGCGUUUGCAUGAUAGUCAAGAAGAGGCAUAUUUUAUGAGCCACAUCAGAGAACUAUAAUGCUCCGACUCAAAAUUGUCUGAAGUUGCAGUAAUUUGAAAAUGUUUCUGUCCUAGCAUCCUUGUGGCUAGUGAGAAAUGGAAGGCUCACCAGGAGACCUGCAGACAAAAUAUCAUAAGCUUGCAGGGGAGUAUUCCAAGCUAAGAGCUCAGUCGGUAGUUCUAAAAAAAGCAGUGGUUGAUGAACAAACAUUGAACAGUGAGUUAAAGGAGUCUCUGAGAGAGGCUGAACAAAGCUUACGAAAGGCAGACCAGGAGCUGGACAGCUUGAACUUUCGAAAUGAACAGCUUACAAGGCGUGUUACAGUCUUGCAAGAUGAACUGGAUACAUUACAGAAUCAAAGUAAGAACAAAAAAAGCAAACUGAAACCACAAGAUGGGCAACAUCCUACAGACUUUACAAACCAUGUGAUAGAUGAAGAGUUUAGGAAGAAGAUACAAGAAAAUGCAAGACUCUUGUCAUUGAUGAAUGAAAAGGAAGACCAACACCGUCAAGAGUUGACGAACGUGACAUCGCAACUGGACCAGGUGUCUUUUGAGCUGUCACAGCUGAGGAAAAACUCCAGUGAUAUGGAACAGAAAAGCAAGUCUGUGGUAGCAAAGCUGGAGCGAGAGUUAAGCUGUAUGAGGGAAGGCCAGCAACAGCUAGCUGACGUUACUAGGGAGCUGGCACAGCUACGACAGUCCCACGCAGAUUACAAGAACAAAAUGGAGGCAAAAGUUGCUACUUUGUCAGCAGUCAUCUCAUCUCAUCUUCCAUUCAUUGAUUCUAAGAAUGAGACCCUGAACUCCCUGAACGUUCCCCGUGUAAUGGAAACUAAAGGAAGCCUAUCCUCUAGCCUAGGUGAGGAUCUGAGGGCAGCUCUGCAACAAAUGGCUGCCAGUCUAGCUCUUUGGCACAAGGUGUCUGAGGCCAGACUGCUGACACUGCCUACAGCCACUAGCACUGCCAACAGUAAAUUUGCAGUUCACCUGAAGGAGUCUGGAGAGUUGGCCCUGGAGCUGGAACGGUACCUGUCACCAAGCAAGAUGUGCAAGACCACAGCUCAGAGAUUGCCAGGCCAGUUUGCCAGCUACUGCAGCCAUGUGGAGACCAUGCUUGUACACCAGAGGCUCAGUGUAGAGGAAGAGGAGGAGAUAGAUCCGACAGAUGAGAGUCUAAGAGAGAGCAACAGAGUGUAUUUGGCCAACUGUAGUCAACUAGUCAGCCAUCUUGUCCAGGUCAACUCUAGACUCACCCUGUACAGAAGUAUGCAACAUUCCUCUGAAUCACAACAAAAACACCAAAGAGGUCUGAUAAGUUUGUGUUCUCAACUGCAGGAUUCUUUCAAAGAUUUAUUUAAUGCUUUUGUUGUCAAGUCUGGGAUAGAAACUGAGAGAAGUUGGUCAACAGAGGAGUUAAAUUCUGCAAAUCAAUCUGUUACUAACAGCCUUUCGUCUUUGAUGGAAUCUUCUGCAAAGAUAACAAAGUGUUUGCGAGAGCUGUGGAAGAUGGCAGACACCAUGGCACCAUCACACCCGCUAGUUUCUGACCUGAGAAGGAAGGGUGUUCACUACAUCAAUGCUAUCCACACAGAUGAGGCACCGACAAUCUCGUACAGUCAAGCUCUCAGGGACCAUGAGGAGGCUCAGAACAGCACUAAGGUGCGGGAAACAUUGCUAAGGCAGCUGGAUGACAACAAAGAACAGCUGGUACGGGCUGAACAGGACAGGGAACAGUGGAAACAGGAACUCCAACUGCUGCAGCUCAGGUAUCAGAAGGAAAAAGAAGAAAUUAUUAAAAAUGAUGAAUUUACAAGUCUAGUCAAUAGUACAGUCACUAAUAUGAUUGGGUCACUGGAAGUACCUGUCAACUUGCCACAAGAAGUGGAAGCUAGAGAAGAGGCAGUUAAACAAUACUUUAGGCAACGAAUAAACAAUCUGAUAGCAGAGAAUGGGGAUUUGCAAAGCAAAUCAGCAGCUCUACUUGCAGAGACGGCAGCGUUGGUAAGACGGUUAGAGGCGAGUGUGGCGGAUGGGAUGAGGCUGGAAGAGGCUCUUCAUGAAGCGAGAGAGCGUGCGGCUCAGUUGCAGGAGGAAGUGACCACAACAGCCACCAACUAUGAGGCUCAACUCAGCACCAUGUCGGAGCAUCUGUUGAACAUGAAUGAGAGGCUCGCCCAACAGAAAGAUACCAUCGACCAACUCCAGUAUCAAAUCGCUAAUAAGAAGAAGGGGAAGAAAUGAAGCUAUGCCAGUACAAAAAUGAUAAACCAAGGUAGUCAUCUUCCUUGUUACCUAACUAGUAAGUUGUUACUGGUAGUAUUGACAGUGCUAUUUAGAGUAAAUUUGAAGUUAAUAUUCACUCCCUCUAUAAUUGUGGGAUUAUAAUAAUUAUAUAGUAAUUAAUACUGUCUAUAAAAUAGAAUGUGUAUAAAGUAGAACAUUUUAUACAUAAAUUAAUUAAUGUUACUGUUA
Molecule: messenger RNA, 2921 nt
Organism: Homalodisca vitripennis (glassy-winged sharpshooter)
Lineage: Eukaryota; Metazoa; Arthropoda; Insecta; Hemiptera; Cicadellidae
Product: protein phosphatase 1 regulatory subunit 21
Exons: 15
Coding region: 543-2690 (715 amino acids)
Cellular component (GO): membrane; early endosome
Source: RefSeq, a predicted model, not a curated record